Molecule: messenger RNA, 1367 nt
Organism: Diachasmimorpha longicaudata
Lineage: Eukaryota; Metazoa; Arthropoda; Insecta; Hymenoptera; Braconidae
Gene: NC2beta
Product: protein Dr1
Exons: 1
Coding region: 1-504 (167 amino acids)
Biological process (GO): RNA polymerase II preinitiation complex assembly; negative regulation of transcription by RNA polymerase II
Cellular component (GO): negative cofactor 2 complex
Molecular function (GO): TBP-class protein binding; protein heterodimerization activity; RNA polymerase II general transcription initiation factor activity
Source: RefSeq, a predicted model, not a curated record
AUGGCCUCGGCUGCGAUAUCCCCAACUGAGGAUGAUGAGCUGACCCUUCCCCGUGCCUCCAUCAACAAGAUGAUAAAGGAAAUUCUUCCCCACGUGCGAGUGGCCAACGAGUCUCGCGAGUUGAUUCUCAACUGCUGCACCGAAUUCAUUCACUUGAUAUCAUCUGAAGCAAACGAAAUAUGCAAUCAGCAGCAGAAAAAGACAAUUAAUGCCGAGCACGUGCUCCAGGCAUUGGAAAAAUUGGGCUUCGGUGACUACAGUGCUGAGGCUGAAAUUGUCCUGCGGGACUGCAAGGCUGUUGCAGCUAAACGAAGACGACAGAGCACUCGUCUCGAGAAUCUUGGAAUACCUGAGGAGGAGUUGCUCAGGCAACAGCAGGAGUUGUUCGCCAAGGCCAGGGAGGAGCAGGCAGUUGCUGAGCAACAACAGUGGCAGCAAUUGCAGGCAGUUGCUCAAAUGGCGUCAAUGCAGCAAGCUGACAGCGAGCAGGAGGAUUACUCGUAGAAUUGAGAGGAACUCGUCGUGACUUCUGAAGGCACGUCAUGACUGACGACUCAUUACUGACUAUUUAUGUUUACUGAGAAACCUUUUUGGGUGGAAAAAAGACUGAUCGACGGCUAUUGUGACUGCUGAGUUUGAAAAUGUUUUUGGCAACAAUGUCAAGUAGCUUUUUGAAGAUUACUUGAUUUUUAAAAUGGUUUUCGAGGUCAAUCAAAUUUAAAUGGCUGCAUCUCAUACUUUUAGAAGUCUAUGUGAGUUUUUUUUCUAUGAUUUGGGGGUUAAAAAGAUGGUCCUGAUUUUUUUCUCAAUUUUUUGUUUGUUCCUUUUUAAAAUAUAAUUUUUUAGGGAUUUUUUCAAUUAGAAAAAAUAAGUUCAGAUGAUUUUAUCCCAUUUCCCCUUUGUCACACAAACAUUUUUCGUUUUCCAUCAAUAAAAAUCUUUAGACUUAAAGAUGAAAUCAAAAGAAUUUAACAAAGAAAGCUUUAGCAAUUGAAGGAGGAGGUUUAAUUUUCAAGAAUGUUCCUGGAAUAAUUUCACAGUUGCAACGACCGCGAUAAUUUUCUUUUCCACAUUUGAGUGAUGACCACGAAUACGUGAACAAAACAUUCAACUUUGGUUGAAUUUCAGUAAAUUGUAGUUUAGAUUUUUAACAAUACGAGGUCUGUACAAUUACAAAUGUACCUGUUUUUUCCCUUUGCCUCUGCUGACUCGCCAGGAAGACCUAAGGCAUUAAUCUUGCGUACUCUAGGGACAAGUGGCUCUUCUUCAGCCCUUCAAUAACUUUUGAUACAUAGUGAUACCUGACAAGGGAAUUGAUUUAUACAUUAGCAAGUGGAACAAAGUGUCAAUAAACAUGAUUAAUAUUA